GGUAUAAAGCUCACGGCUCGCCACUGUAUAAUAGGAUACAUGGCGAGUUAUGCGCAUGUCUGACUCAUACUGCUGCUGUUAGAAGUAUUUCCUCUAAGCUCCACCUGAACCUGCCGGGAAGUCAUGAGCAGUCCGCAGAGCCCCUCUCCACACCGAUGGUUCAACGCGCUGCGAAGAACGGAAAGGUCCAGCAGUGGAGAACUCUUGAUUGGAAUAAACAUGAGUGGAAAAACAAGGGUGUGCUAUUCGUGUCAAAGGAAUGGCCGGUUAACAUGCAGAAGGACCAGGCUGGGGGAGCCCUGUUUGAAGACAUACCCUCUGGAGUGUGAGGGUCUCCUGAGAAGGGCGAGAGUCACAUUUCAAGCUGGACACACCCUCAAAGAGAGCUUCAGAGUGGCACAGCUGGAGGCCGUGGUGCGGAUGCUGGAGGAACACGAGUGUGACUUUGUGGAUGCUCUUGGAAAAGACCUUCAUAAGCCAAGGUUUGAGGCAGUUGUGUCAGAACUUAUUCUCGUCAAGAAUGAGGCCCUGUAUGCCAUCAACAACCUUAAGAAGUGGAUGCAGCCGCAGCAUGUGGAAAGAAACCUGUCCACGACGUUAGACGAGUGUCUGAUGGUCAGUGAGCCGCUGGGGGUUGUGUUUAUCGUGGGGACCUGGUGCAGUCCUGUGGAAACAUGUCUGGUGCCUCUGGUAGGGGCCAUUGCAGCAGGAAACUGUGCAAUCAUCAGCCCCUCUGAGUGCACCGCUCACACUGCAGAGCUCCUGCAUCGCCUUAUCCCCUUCUACUUGGACAAUGAAUGCUUCCAUGUGAUUCUUGCAGGCACACGUGAAGUUGUGGAACUGAAAUUUGACCAUGUCUUCUUUACAGGAAACAGGUCGGAAGGAACCAGAAUUGCUCAGGCUGCAGCUCGCACACUCACGCCUGUCACCCUCAUUUUGGGUGGAAAGAACCCGUGUUAUGUAGACCAAGACUGUGACAUUGCCACCACGGCACAGCGCAUCGCCUGGGCACGUUUUCACAAUGCAGGGCAGAGCUUGGUGGCUCCUUUCUACAUCCUGUGCCACACGACAGUCACAGCACGACUGGUGCAGGCCCUGAAGUGUUGCCUCAUGCAGUUCUACGGGUCUGAUCCCAGAGAGUCAAGCAGUUACGGCCGCAUGGUCAAUCUAGAUAUAUUCAACCGUACGAAGGACAUGCUGUGGAAAUCUGGCAAGGUGGCGGUCGGUGGGCAAGUGAUCGAAGCAGAAAAAUAUAUUGCCCCAACAAUUUUGACAGAAGUAACGGAAUCAAAUCCCAUCAUGCAACAGGACAUUUUUGGCCCAGUUCUUCCUGUUCUGACUGUGAACAAUGUAGAUGAAGCAAUUGCCUUCAUAAAUAAGCAAGAGAAACCCCUCUGCGUGUAUGCGUAUUCGAGCAACAACAAGGUCAUCACAAGACUAAUGAGUGAGACUUCUAGUGGUAGCUUUUGCUCAAACGACAGCAUCCUUCAGAGUCUGAUGGUGGCUCUGCCUUUCGGUGGAGUUGGUGCCAGUGGAAUGGGUUCCUACCAUGGCCGCUACAGCUUUGAUACCUUCUCUCACAGGAAAUCAUGCCUGCUAAGAAGCACACGGUUUGAGUGUGUAACCUAUCUGCGUUAUCCGCCCUAUGAGGAUCACAAUCUGUCUCUCAUGACAUGGGCCAGCACCCUGUCCCAGAAGAGCCAGGGAUGGUGCCACAUCCUGUGACUGUGUGGGAGGGGGUUAACAGAGCCAUGUUGGAAGAAGGCCACUCACUCCCCAAGUGCUGAACUGUUCUGACAUGCAAAUGUUUGUUAAAGUAUUAAAAAUGGCUGAGAAUGUGCUGGGGUAAAGCUACAUCUUACAGAAAAAAGAGCAAUCUACAUAGUAGUUGUUCAAUCUCUGGCUAAACAUAGUUUUA
Trematomus bernacchii (emerald rockcod) is the source of this 1918-nucleotide messenger RNA. RefSeq names its product aldehyde dehydrogenase 3 family, member B2 (gene aldh3b4). Gene Ontology annotation, cellular component: cytoplasm. NCBI's taxonomy places the organism in Eukaryota, Metazoa, Chordata, Actinopteri, Perciformes, Nototheniidae. Gene Ontology annotation, molecular function: aldehyde dehydrogenase (NAD+) activity. The record is from RefSeq and is a predicted model, not a curated record. Gene Ontology annotation, biological process: aldehyde metabolic process. The transcript is spliced from 11 exons. Bases 124 to 1725 code for a protein of 533 amino acids.